UUUCGAAUCCUAACCGACAAUCCGAUCCGGCAUUCCUAGUGUGUAGUGAUAAAAUUCGUUUUGUUGCCGCGGAAGAAACAUCGCCGUCCGUCGUGUCCAGUACACGAAUUGAACAUUACCGACUUAUCGUCGUCCGUCGUUAUCAUGUGCCGCCGCCGUUGCGAACUCACGCCGGAAGGAGGCAUAUCGUCGGCGUGAUCCACAAAAAUUCGUCGUGUUUAUUACGCGAUCUAGAAACGUCGUCGGCGCGACGUUUGCGCGCGUUUCAUCAACUAUUCUAUAAAUUCGACUGUCCACCGGAACAGAUAAUCAAAAAGAAAACAAUGGCAGACAUAUCUCUAAAAGAAUCUCCUUGUUACAACAAUUCUAUAGUAACUACCUCAACACCUUACAAAAGCAUAAAUGACAGCGGCUACAGUUCUCCAUGUUAUACUAUUUCCUCUAAUCUCAGUCAGAUAUCUGAAGUAUCUAUUUCAUUUGAUCAUACACCAUCAGAUAUUGAUUCACUUCAGUUAUUGUCACCAACUCAUGAUUUUACCCUAGAUAAAAAUGAUAGGAAAUUAGAAGAUAUUACUAAUACAGUAGAGUCUCCUACAAAAAAACUAAAAUUGUGUUCUAACUUGGAAUUGGGCUUUCGUUUACAUGAAACUUCAAACAAUGAUAACAGUCAGUUCUUAAAAAGAAAAAACCAUACUCCACCAAAAAAUGUCAACCGUGAACGUAUUUCUAUAGAAGGUCGAGAAAAAGUUGACUUAAUGUAUUUUCUAUCGGAGCGCUAUCAUUUCCAACCAGUCAUUGAAAAAAUAUUAUCUUUUUUAUCUGGUAGUGAUAUUAUGUCAAUGACUAUGGUAUCUAAAAUUUGGUGUACUGCUAUUGAAAAUUCUCCAAUUGCUCAAAAAAAGAAACAAAAGUAUUUUAAAUUAUCAAAAGAAAAUCGCUGUGGAUACGUUGGUCGAGACCGUUCAGCGUUUAACAAUAAAGGAUGCCUGGCUAAUAUUAGCAAUGUAAUGCGUUCUCCAUCAAAAAGAGAAUUACCUCAAAGAAGUCCACCUGUCAGUCCGAGUAAAUAUAGAUUCCACGUAUUUCAAAAAGAAGCCAAAAAAUUAAGUUCAGAUCAGCAAUUGGUUCCAUGUCCACGCUGUUCAAGGCCAGCAUCAUGGUCACCCUCCCAAUCAACUCGAGCAGAAUGUAAAGGUUUUCAUUGUAAAUUCAUAUUCUGCACAGAGUGUAAAUGUGAAUAUUCUAACAAAUUUGAACACAAAUGUUUAUCUAUGCCAAUUUUAUCAAUGUCAUCAUAUAACUGUCGUCCAAUGGUAUAUAAUUUAUCCAAAAGAAAACAUAAUUUGCGAAGACUGUAAGUAAAUAUAAUAUUUUUUCAAAACAUUUUACCUCUCGACAGUGUCUUAAAGUGUUACCUAAACAUUUGGAGUUGUAUGCUUUAUUAAAAAUGUAUUUGUAAUGGUAUGAGAAUCAUAAUUUUUUUAUAUGUUGUUGUUAUUAAUAUAAUUUUUUUUUUCAAUGUUCUGACCAAUUUGGUUUUUUAUAU
Rhopalosiphum maidis (corn leaf aphid) is the source of this 1546-nucleotide messenger RNA. RefSeq names its product F-box only protein 5-like. Gene Ontology annotation, biological process: negative regulation of meiotic nuclear division; regulation of mitotic nuclear division. The transcript has 3 exons. The record is from RefSeq and is a predicted model, not a curated record. Gene Ontology annotation, molecular function: protein binding. Gene Ontology annotation, cellular component: nucleus. NCBI's taxonomy places the organism in Eukaryota, Metazoa, Arthropoda, Insecta, Hemiptera, Aphididae. Bases 324 to 1358 code for a protein of 344 amino acids.